UAAACACGCAAUUCUCUAUGUAGGUCUCUAUUAUUGUCUUAGGAAGAAUAUAUUGACGAUUGAUCUUGGCUUUAUUAAGCAUAUCAAAUUAGAUUCAAUGGAGGUCUUAGGCGAUGAUAAUAAACAAGAAGAAAUAUGUGAUAUACCUAGUAAAAAUGUAGAUGUACAUUUGGUAAUUAGACGAAAAAAGGUGACCUUAUAUCUUGACGUGCUGGAGAGUACCCAAGUUAUUAAGCUCAAGAAAAUGAUCGAAGCUAUAUUCAAAGUACAGCCACAGGACCAACGGCUAUUUAUCAUGUUUCUAAACAAUUGUUAUCUUGACGAAUAUAAGGAAUUAUCUGAUUCUACUGCACAGUUGUUUCAAUGUGGAUUGACUUCAUCGGCGGCAAUGAUAACGAACCCUGCAAUAAUUGGAUUAGCUGUACGACAAGAGGAUGGUUCAUUUGAAAGUCUCGAAGUAAUAUCAUACUCGAACACAGAAUGGCCAAUGCCUCCAAACGAUGAUGAUUUGCAAAAAUGUGCUGCUUAUAAUGAAAAGUAUGCGAAAAUGAUGGAGGAUAUUCUAGAGGGAAAAGGUCCAAGUAAAAGAAUAUUGAAAACGAAAUGAUAUGACAUUGCAUCAACCGACAAUGAAUUAUGUUUUGUGUUCAGUUGAAAUUCUACAUAAUGCAAAGUGAGAAAAGUGUAUUAUAAUAACUGUAGUAUACUAUACUAUAGUAUAAUAAAUG
Molecule: messenger RNA, 728 nt
Organism: Mycetomoellerius zeteki
Lineage: Eukaryota; Metazoa; Arthropoda; Insecta; Hymenoptera; Formicidae
Product: transcription elongation factor B polypeptide 2
Exons: 3
Coding region: 98-607 (169 amino acids)
Biological process (GO): transcription elongation by RNA polymerase II
Cellular component (GO): VCB complex; elongin complex
Source: RefSeq, a predicted model, not a curated record